This is a messenger RNA of Auxenochlorella protothecoides, 1122 nucleotides long. RefSeq lists its product as hypothetical. The transcript has 3 exons. NCBI's taxonomy places the organism in Eukaryota, Viridiplantae, Chlorophyta, Trebouxiophyceae, Chlorellales, Chlorellaceae. Gene Ontology annotation, molecular function: protein binding. The coding region runs from base 1 to 1122 and encodes 373 amino acids. The record is from RefSeq and is a predicted model, not a curated record.
AUGGGGCAGAGGUAUGGGAGCCUGCCGAGGUCCUCGAGCGUGGACUGCCUUGCCACCCGGCCGGUGCCUCUCCCCACUUCCAGCUUCCCGGGGGAGCUGAAGCAGCAGUCCUCCCCCACCCCACCCCCUUCUCCGGAGUGGGUCCGGGGCUCUGCAGCCUACACUGCCGUCAUGGAGCGCGCUUCCCAGCUCCUCCCCGCCGGGUUUGGCAGGAAACGGUCCACGCCGGAGCCCCCUACCCCCCCGCCCAUCCAUGUGGCUGUGAGACGGCGGGGCGGCGGGUACAGCUGGCUGGAGAUGGCCCCAGGCAUCUCGCUGGAGUCCCUCCUGGGAGCUGCGGCCAAGGUCGCCGGCAGCACCCCGGACUGCUUCAGCCUGGUCGUGGAAGCCACCUACCUUUUCACAAUUGAUGCAGAGGAGCGAGGGCCUCCCGGGGUCAAGGAGCUGCUGCGCUCCACCGCCAACCGUCUCGCACACCGCCGGCGGUUGGCCUGGACUGUGCUGGACAAUUUCAACUGGCUGGUGCUGCCGGAGAGCCUGACGCGCGAGGUGCGGGGCCGUGGCCUUCUGGCCUGGGCCGAGGAGAACAUCGGCGUCCACCUGCGGGAGCCGUCAGGCAGCGACGCCAUAAAGGUCACUGUGGAGCUGGCGAGUGACAGGCGGGUGGCCUUCGUCGCCUCCCCCGAUGACAGCCUGGCCAAGCUGCGCGCAAGCGUGGCCGCGCGCGCCGGCAUUCAGCCCGACCGCCAGCGCCUGCUCCUGCGCGAGCGCCGGGCGCAGACGCCCGGCGAGGCGGCGGCCUGGGCCGCGCUGCGGGCCGCGAUUGCCUGGCUGUCCGUCCUCCUGCACUGCCUGGGCCUGGCUCUGGGGCUGGUGGACCCCGCCGCCGACGCGCCGGUGACGCUGCACCUGACCACGCGCAGCGGGCGCAGCGUGCGCCUGGACGUCACGCGCGACCUCACGCUGCACCAGGUCUCCCAGCUCGCUCUGAGUCAGCACGGGGAGGAGCUGGACCUGGCGGGGCUGACCCUGGCGCCGCGGGACGGGGCGCUGCGUGGGGCCAGGGCCGGGCUGCAGGCGGGGCCCGCCGUCCUGUCGCGGCCGUGGAAGGGCGGCUGCUGA